Messenger RNA from Yamadazyma jaroonii, 1722 nucleotides. The record is from the annotation of a GenBank genome assembly. NCBI's taxonomy places the organism in Eukaryota, Fungi, Ascomycota, Pichiomycetes, Serinales, Debaryomycetaceae.
AUGUCAGUGGUGGGGCCAGGAUUCAUGGUUUCAGUUGCAUACAUUGAUCCUGGGAAUUAUUCUACGGCGGUUGCUGCUGGUUCAGCAUUCCAGUAUAAACUUUUAUUCUCCAUCUUGUUAAGUAACUGCUUGGCAGUCUUCUUACAAGUAUUAUCAGCCAGACUAGGCUGUGUUACAGGUUUGGACUUAGCAACUAAUUGUAAGAGGAACCUCAACCCCAAAGUGAAUCUUUUCAUAUAUGCCAUGGCAGAAAUAGCAAUUAUAGCUACAGAUAUAGCAGAGGUUGUUGGUAUGGCCAUUUCAUUGAAUAUCCUUUUCAAUAUUCCUUUACUUUUAGGAGUUAUCAUUACAAUUUCAGAUGUUUUGGUAGUUCUCAUGGCAUACAGACCUAAUGGUCCAAUGUUAUUCGUAAGAAUCUUUGAAUUGUUUGUUUCCAUUCUUGUAAUAGCAACAGUGGCUUGUUUUGCCAUUGAGUUGUAUCAAGUUUCUCAUGAUUCUAACAUCAACUUCGACCUUGGUAAAGUAUUUGAAGGGUUUUUACCUAACGAGAAAGUGAUAGACAUGAGUGACAGAGAAGGAGGAAACGGGUUGUUCUUGAGUUUAGCCAUUUUAGGAGCUACUGUUAUGCCUCAUUCAUUAUAUCUUGGAAGUGGGAUUGUUCAAUCAAGAUUGAAAGAAUUUGACAUCAAGUUCGGUUAUUAUAAGGUUACUGAGCACGAAGAAACUGAUGAAGAGAAUUCACAACUCGUUAAUGAACAAGAAGAAGAACAAGAAGAAGAGGAAAAUGAAUAUAGACCAUCCAUUCAUGCCAUUAAUGACACUAUGUCAUAUACAUUAACAGAGUUAGUUAUUUCAUUAUUCACAGUGGCAUUAUUUGUAAACUCAGCCAUUCUUAUAGUUGCUGGAGCCACCCUCGACCAAAAGCACAAAAGAGAUCAUCAUGAAGAUGACGACAAUGACGGUUAUAUGAGUGAUAGUGAUAACGAAGAUUACGAAAAUGCAGAUUUAUUCACUAUUUAUCAUUUACUCACAAAACAUUUAUCUCCUACUGCUGGUCUUGUUUUUGCAUUGGCUUUAUUAUUUUCCGGUCAAAGUGCAGGUAUUAUCUGUACUUUAGCAGGCCAAAUGAUUCUGGAAGGGUUCUUAUCAUGGAAUUUCCCUCCAGUCACCAGAAGAAUAAUCACAAGAGGUUUGGCUAUUGUACCAUGUUUAUUGGUAGUUACAUUUUCAGGAAGAGAAGGGUUAUCGAAUAUUUUGAACUUUAGUCAAGUAAUAUUGUCAAUAUUGUUACCUAUUGUAACAGCUCCUUUGAUCAUGUUUACUUGUUCCAAACAAAUCAUGAGAGUCCCUGUAUUCAAUGAAUUAGAUGAUAAUGAAUUCAAUGAAAACAAAAACAAGUCGUCUAUGACCGAAUCAAUCAAAUUACAAGAUUUGAACUUCCAACAAUCUUUGGCAUCUCAACAAAGUUCUACUUUCGAUUGUUCGAAUUUCGAAGAUUUGAAUUCUUGUUCCACUAUUGAACAUCUUAUGGAAGCAAGAACUGUAACUGAAAGAAAUGCCAAUCAAGUCAACUCCAAAUCAGAAAGAGAUGAUAAGUACUACAAGGAUUUGAGCAAUGGACCAAUAACUUCAUUUUUUGCAGUUUUGGUGUGGGGUUUCAUAACCAGUUUGAAUCUUUUCUUAAUUGGGUCUUUGGUGCUUGGAUACGACAUACCUAUUUAA